UAUAGCAGCAUAGCAUCGCGACUAUUAUGCUAUGCCGAUCGAUUUGCUUUGUUGCAGCGUAUGUAGCAUACAUGCAUGCAUGUAGAUCGAUGUAGGAGGUGGAGGAGGUUUUAAUUAGACCCAUGUUGCGACAAAGCCUUUCCUUGUCCCUCCCUCUCUAUAAAUACCAUCAACCAUAGAAUGCCUGGUUCGAAGCAACACAUACAGAUCGACCUAAGUAAGCAGGGAUCGAUCUAGCUGAGGAGAGCUAGACGCUGGUCAUCACCUAGCUUGAAUUAACAAGGGUGUGCGUAGUAAGAAGCGAGCGAAGGGAUCAUCAUGUCUUGGAGCGACAGUGAGAACGCGGUGUUCGAGCGCGCGCUGGCCACGUACGACCGGGACACGCCCAGGCGGUGGGAGCUCGUGGCCGCCGCGGUGGGCGGCGGGAAGACCGCCGAGGACGCGAGGCGCCACUACGCCCACCUCGUCAAUGACGUCGGCGACAUCGAGUCCGGCGGCUACGGCAACGACCCCAACCCCAACCCCAACGCCGCCGCCCGCAACGGCAACAACGGGAACAACAACAGGGGCAGAGCCAACAGGCCCCAGAGAUGAGGGCUUAGCUGCAGCACGCGGCGCGCGCGUGCAACGAUUGCUCGUCAUGUACGUACACGUGAGUCCUGAGAUAUGUGUGUGUUCGUGUGCCUGUGUGUAAUUAUGGAUAUAUAGGCAUGCAUGCAAGUGUGCAAAGUAUGUGGUGUUGCGCAGAAUUAAGAGCUUUUCUGUUCAGUGUGUGAGUGCGAGGAGCACGGGCGCAUAGCCUGCUAGUAGCUUGGCUCCUGAUGACAUGUAAAAAAAGGGAUGCAGUAGUAGUGCUCCUCGAUCAUCGUCCUAUGCGUAUUGCACUACAUGUAAAGCCUGCUCCUUAAUUUGGCCUUGUAAUGUUUGAUGCUCAUAAUCAAUCAGCUAUAUGAUUUGCAAUUGUC
This is a messenger RNA of Sorghum bicolor (sorghum), 965 nucleotides long. RefSeq names its product protein RADIALIS-like 3. Gene Ontology annotation, molecular function: DNA-binding transcription factor activity. The transcript is spliced from 2 exons. The record is from RefSeq and is a predicted model, not a curated record. Lineage: Eukaryota; Viridiplantae; Streptophyta; Magnoliopsida; Poales; Poaceae. The coding region runs from base 319 to 594 and encodes 91 amino acids.